Messenger RNA from Dendronephthya gigantea, 1200 nucleotides. Its product is annotated as neuronal pentraxin-2-like. NCBI's taxonomy places the organism in Eukaryota, Metazoa, Cnidaria, Anthozoa, Malacalcyonacea, Nephtheidae. The coding region runs from base 18 to 845 and encodes 275 amino acids. The record is from RefSeq and is a predicted model, not a curated record. The transcript has 3 exons.
AUUUGAACUAUAAAGUGAUGUUCAAAUCAAGUCAAUUUGGCUACGUGCAAUCACCUGGACCCGCAGAACCGAUUAAGCAACUUUCCGGUUGUCUCUGGUUGAAGACGUCUGCCACAAGCACAUUCUUCUCUUACUACGUAGAAGAUGAAACAAGCCCUGGUUUUCAAUUUGGGAUUACUAGCUCAAAUUUUUUGUUUGCUAAAAUCAACGGCAGUCUUGCUAAAAGCACUUAUGAUGACAAACGCAUUGUAAAUAACUAUUGGCAUUUCAUCUGCGUCAUAUGGGAUGGUGUAAUUGGGAAUGUGAAGUUUUAUUACGAAGGAUCAAAGCAUCCUUCAGGCACACUAUCUGGACCGAUCACCCAACUUUCACCAGGAGGAAAAUUUGUAAUUGGUGCAAUAAAAGGCCAAAACAACACGACAUACUCCAGUUCCUUCGUUGGUUAUCUCAGCUGCAUUAAUGUUUGGUCCAUAAUUAUAUCGUACGAGAGCAUUAUUUCAAUGGCGAGCGGUGGAAUGAACAUCAAUGGGGAUUAUCUAGCAUGGCGAGAUGUGCUAGGAUAUAUUCUUGGUAAUUUAACCGUGGUCUCAAAUACAACGAUUCAUUUCCCAGGUUACAGUUUACUGGAAAGAAGGUCAAAAUGGUGUAAUGAAAUAACCACAUCUCUGUCUUGUGGACCUUUUUAUGCUCGACUUGGAGAAGGUACUGGUGGAGAGAAAAUGGUAUGGAGAUGUUAUUGCGCAGUUGCCCUAACUCCUUCAAAAUAUACCUACAGCUAUAAUUUCAAUGGCGGUAGCAGCUCAAGUUAUAUCACCAAGCACGAUGACCUCAUAGCAAUUCACUGAAAAUUGGCUCAUUUUAUUUAAUUUGCUCGAUUGAUUUAAACUUCACCUAAGUUGCCUUACGCACCCUCACUUCCUUCGACGCCCGCGGUUCCUGUCGAUGCUGUGUCCAGAUUUCAGAGUCAUGGUGUAUUACAUCACGGUUAAUUAAUAGAACUGAGAUUAUACAUUCAGUCUCAGUCAAUGAACGUCAGGAUGAGAGUUUUGCAUUAACAUGACAACUGUAACGAUGGACUCGUUCUAUACAGUAUAGUUAAGUUUAGUUUAUGUGACAAAAUGCAGUAACAAUGAAGUAUUGCAAGAGAAAUUGCAUGCUGCAUGCCCGAAUGCACAAAUGUAUUCUGCAUGGGACUUUUAU